This is a messenger RNA of Alnus glutinosa, 411 nucleotides long. RefSeq names its product cysteine-rich receptor-like protein kinase 44. The record is from RefSeq and is a predicted model, not a curated record. Lineage: Eukaryota; Viridiplantae; Streptophyta; Magnoliopsida; Fagales; Betulaceae. Gene Ontology annotation, biological process: protein phosphorylation. The coding region runs from base 1 to 411 and encodes 136 amino acids. The transcript is spliced from 2 exons. Gene Ontology annotation, molecular function: protein serine/threonine kinase activity; ATP binding.
AUGGCACCCGAAUAUGCCACUGAAGGUCUAUUCUUAGUAAAAUCCGAUGUCUUUAGCUUCGGGAUAUUGUUGCUAGAGAUAUUAAGUGGAAAGAAGAAUCGAGGGGCAUGGGAGUUGUGGAGAGAUGGCAGGCAUUCUGAACUGAUUGAUGCGUGCUUGGGGGACUCGUGCAAUUUUUCCGAGAGUUUACGUUGUCUCCAUGUCAGUCUCUUAUGCGUGCAACAACAUCCUGAGGAGAGGCCUAGCAUGUUGUCUGUGGUUACGAUGUUGAGCAAUGACAACUCAUUACCUGAACCCAAAGAGCCUGGUUUCUAUGCAGGAAAAAGUUCGCCUUGGGCAUAUUCUUCAUCGGCCAACCAGCAAUCAUCUUCAACCAAUUAUAUAUCUGUAACACAGUUAGAUGCUCGAUAG